Molecule: messenger RNA, 1290 nt
Organism: Coregonus sp. 'balchen'
Lineage: Eukaryota; Metazoa; Chordata; Actinopteri; Salmoniformes; Salmonidae
Source: the annotation of a GenBank genome assembly
AUGAAAGAAUGCCGGCAGGAGGAAAUCCACUUGAAGGGUCUGUGUGCUCGAGGAUUCUUGAUAGCACUGGUGGUUUUACGAGGCGAGAGACCUAUCCUGGAUGCUGAUGAAAUCGUGGAGGCCAUAGAAUGCGCUGCCUUCCUGCAGGUGGAGUCUCUUGCCAAACAUCUCAUGGACCUCAUCGACUCUGAUAACUGUUUGCUAAUGUAUCACACCGCAGCAACCUUUGGCUUAAUGGCCCUCUACCAUGCUGCUGCACUGUUUAUCCGGAACAUGUACCACGACUUAGAGGUCGAAGUCAGGAAAAGCUUACCGACGGAGCUUGUUGCGUAUAUAGAGUCACUGGUUCCUAGCACGUUUGUAGCAGUUGGAGCCCACUCGACUUGUGGUGUGGAUGAAACCAUCCACGCUGGCAACAGGACUUUGUGCUACCUGGACGAUGAUGGGAAAACCUGGAAGGUCCUCACAGACCUACCCCCAGAGGCCAGUACCUCUAUGGCCGGUGUGACCGUUCUGGACAACAAGCUGUAUGUCGUGGGAGGGAUACAGGUGCGGGGUGCCCGCAAGUACGCUGUGGACUCCUGCUUCUGCUACAGUGUGGAGGCUGACCAGUGGACCAUGAUAGCCAGUCCAAAACAGUUGCGGUACAACUUCUCUCUCGUGGGACUGGAUGGAUGUCUUUAUGCUAUUGGGGGUGAGUACGAGCGAACAAUCAUGUCAUCAGUGGAAACUUACGAAGUUAUGACCGGAAGGUGGUCAUUUGUGGCACAUUUGCCGCAACCAGUCGCCGGAGCAGCGUGUACAAAGGGCAUGGGCCGGAUAUUUGUGUGCUUGUGGAAACCAAUGGAGACCACUGAAAUCUAUGAAUACCUGCCCAGGAAAGACCAGUGGUUGCUUGUCAGCACUCUGAUAAGGCAUCAGAGCUACGGCCACGCCAUGGUGGCUCACCGGGAUAACCUGUACGUCAUGCGUAACGGGCCACAAGAUGACUUCCUGAGAUGCAUGAUGGACUGCUACAACCUCACCACAGGCCAGUGGACAGCCUUGCCAGGGCACUUUGCCAACAGCAAAGGCUCCCUGUUCACAGCCGUGGUGAGAGGCGACUCGGCUUUCACGCUGAACCGAACCAUAACUUUGGAGUACGCUAUCGAGGGGAAAACUUGGAAGCCCAGGAACCAGAUGAAGGGUUUCCCAAGAAGUGGCUCCCUGUGGACAUUUUUUCUUAGGCUGCCCAAGGGACGUAGAGGCUCCAUAUUGAAUGGCAUCCAUGAUGGAUAUGGACAAUGUUGA